ACUGUAAGUGAUUGUGACUAUUAUAAUCAUUAUGGUCUCUGGAUUGACUAGAUUAACCUUCAAUAGUUUUAUGUUCCAUUAUAGCUUAUCUGACAUUCUGACUAUGUCUGACCUCAAGGUACCAUAGUAACAAAUCUGGUUUAUUCAUAUUAUGGAAUGCUCACCUCGGCAGGUUUUACUGAGCUGUUGUCCUGGUCUUUGCCUUUGUCUCAGGAUGUUUCACUGGGUGGUGAAGGUGGUUCCUCAGCCCCCUGACGCCCCUGGUUCUCUGGGAGAGGAGUCGGCCAAUCCCGCACCAAGAAACGUGUCUAAGGCUGAAGUGAAAAAAGUCAAGGCACAACCAGCCAAACAGAAGGAAGAUGAUAUUUCUGAGGACAACAGUAUUCAGAGUGGAGUGAUGACCUGGCUCUCCAAUGGAUUCACAAGUGCUCUUCCUCAACCAGCAGGCACACCUAAUCUCAGCAGAUCCAACUCUGUAUCCAGGUCACUGCAGGAGGAUGAAAGGAAUGGGGUGAUUAAGUGGAUUGCAGAUGGACUGAGUAAAGUGGUUCCCCAGCCAGAUGAAAAGUACAGAGAGGAUAUUCGAGAGGAGGAGGAUGAAACAGAGGUUUAUAACAUGAAAGAUGUGCCGGAUGCAGAGCCCCUCCCACAUAUACCUGUGGUGGAGAUGUUUUCAGAAUAUGAGGAAGAGGAUCAGUUACCACAGUUCCCCCCCAAUGUGGUUAACUGGAUUAAGAAUGCUAUUCCUCAGCCUGUGAUGCUCCCUGCAGGCUACAUAGAGGCCCUAAGUAAGGCCCAACAGGCCCAGGUUCUCUCACCAUCUCCGGAGUCCCUCAAAGGAGAUGAGGACUCACAGAACUCGAAUGUCGUGGGCUGGUUCGUGACGGGCCUCGGCCUCAAGAUGCCACAGCCUGUCGCGAGAUCCAGAGAUGAUGUUGAAGUUGUGCCGAAUGGGGGGGUGGGAGCGCUGAGAGCCCCUUAAACAAAAGGAGAAAGAAGACUGAGGAACCGUGAGAGAGACUGAGACUGAGAGCAAAGAGAUAGAGGCAGAAAAACAGACUUACCGACAUAGAUGAUUGUCGACAUUUAUACAGCUCCACUGAGCAACCUGGCAGCUGUGAGACAUCGCUUAAAAAAUAUGUUUAAUUUACCUUACUCUUUAUGGAAUGCAGAUAUUUUAGUUUGAUUUUAAUUGUGUAUAGUCAUUGUAUUAAAAUGAACUGUUUGUCAGUUAAUAUCAGUUGUUCAAAUCUUGUUGAAAUGUAGCAAGAAAUGGGUCUUGUCUUCAUUUUAGUAAUCUUUGAAGUAAUUUGGAUGCAUUAAGAGAUUAAGUAUAUUAGAAAAUACAUACAGACACAGAGCUAUGAGGCAACAUUGUGACUCAUAGUUUUUGUACAUUAAAUAUACCAUAUUAAACUACUUUUUUGAAGGUAAAGAUUAUUGCUGCCCUGAAAAGAUAACACAAAAACCACUUAAUCAUAUUGUACAUGUUUUCCCUCGUGACCUAUUCUUAUCGCCUUGAACUAUGAAUGUGGCCUAAAGUUGUAAUUAUGUUUAUUUUGAUCUGAUGAAUGAAAUCCACAAAAGAGGAUUUGACAAACAGAGUCAAGGGAGUCAAGUUAUUACAAAUAAGUUGAUAAAUUAUGACAUCAUGCCUAAAAAGAAUCCCUGACAUUAUAAUAACGCGUUGUGAAAUAUUAUAAAAAUAAUAAAGAUGGCCUCCCGCGCAGUGGUCUAGGGCACUGCAUUGCAGUGCUAGCUGUGCCACCAGAGACUCUGGGUUCGCGCCCAGGCU
Molecule: messenger RNA, 1795 nt
Organism: Oncorhynchus mykiss (rainbow trout)
Lineage: Eukaryota; Metazoa; Chordata; Actinopteri; Salmoniformes; Salmonidae
Source: RefSeq, a predicted model, not a curated record